AUUACAUGCGAUAUCUAUUCACCACGUACUUUUAUUACAGGUUCUAACGACUGCCUUUUCCUAUUUGACAUUGAUAAGGCAAUCUAUCCACUAAAGAUAUUAUUUUCACUUUCAGUAUGUAAUCAUUUAAAAUAAAUGUAAUCAUUAGAAUUCACCCAACAGUGCCCCCGAAAUUUCGUUAUUGCAUCCCCUUUCUCCACUCCCUUGCGAUGUUUGCCAGUUACUGCAAUUUUGAAAAUUUUCUUCUGAACUUCAUGCCCUUGGAUACAACUUUUAUUUCAUCAUCGUAAUUCUUCCGGACACUAUAACACAAGCUUUAACAUCACAGCUUUAAAAUUAAUCCAACAUUUCGUGCCAGUGUGAUGUUCUUCGCCAGGAAGUGUGAUAUAUACUACAGCAUUCAAUUCCAAGAGAGUCCCCCAGGUGUGUACUAUCUAUUAUUUAAUAUCGCUGUGAGGAAAGCAUUUUUUUCACCCUCCGGCUGUCAAUCAUUCGUUCCAAUGAAAUGACGGUCGACCAGAGAGAGGCUCUCCCAGUGAGACUCACAUAUUUUUUGCUAUACAUUGUGGGUUUUGGAACAGAAAACUCUGCGGAAAAAAGACGAUUACGAGACCUAUGGUUGGCCAAUUCGCUGUUCCUGGCAGCCUUGGCGUUCCCUACUAUUUCCAUGGAUUUCUACUAUACACGGGGAUCUUUCAGGGAAAUGGCUUACACUGGGCUGAACGUGUUAACUACUUUCGUAAUCAUUCUAAAAUUCUUUUGUUUACUGUCGAAAAGAAGUCAAUACGAAAAUCUUUUGCGAAUUUCGCGGGAUUCGUUGUGGGGAAAUGCUAAGACAAAGUAUGAAACAAAUGUAUUGCAUCAGUGUGAAAACCAAGCCAUGUUCUUUGUGAUAUUCUUUGCUAUUUUUGCGAACUCCACAGCUCUCUUAUACAUCAUCGAAGCAGUUUUGUAUAAUGUUGGACAUAAUAUGACUGAUGUGACAGAACGUCGAUUCCCGUUCAAAAUAUGGUUAGAUCUGCCCAUUUAUGAAACUCCAAAUUUUCAUAUAUUUUUUUUUCUCCAGAUGAUGAUGGCAUUUUAUGCGGGUAUUAUGUACUGCUGUUAUGACAAUUAUCUGGUGCUCGUGAAUGUCUUCAUUGCAGGACAGUUCACUAUUCUAAAAUAUAGGUUGCAACUACUAUACACCACAAAAACUGUUCAGUCGAUCAUAACUAGGAAUAAUGGCGGGAGGACAUCGAGUGGUGACUUAAAAUUUGCUGUUCGAGAGUUUAAAAAUUGUGUGAAGCAACAUCAGUUUCUGAUUUGGAUCGUGAGUGAAUUGGAGACCCUCUAUUCGCUCAUCAAUUUAAUGUCAGUGCUCGUGUAUAGUUUCAUUCUUUGUUUGGCUGGUUAUCAGCUUAUUAUGCCUGGCAACAUUUUGAUAAGACGCAUCAAGUUUGUAGCGUACAUCGGCGGAUCUUUAAGUCAAUUACUCUCCUUUUCAUACAGCUGUCACAAUUUAUCAGUAGCAAGUGUUGAUGUUUAUGAGGGGCUUUAUCAUUCAAAAUGGUAUGAGCACUGCCAUUCCGAGAGAUCACGAUCGUUAAUCGGAGAUUUUAUUAUUAUGAUUAUGAGAGCUCAACGGCCUUGUCAUUUGACAGGAGGUGGAUUUUUUCCUAUCACGUUAGACACGAUGAAAUCAGUGCUCACCACAGCUUUCUCGUAUCUAACGUUGAUCAGACAAAGUUCUGGGGUAACUAAUGAUUGAUCUAAUUAAUUAUGGAAUAAUGUAUAUGAAAAUUUAUGACACGUUAUUACCUGUAAAUAAAUAGAUUUAUUCUGAUGAUAAACUCUAACUAACUUAUUCUUGUCGCUCAUCAGC
Molecule: messenger RNA, 1864 nt
Organism: Diachasmimorpha longicaudata
Lineage: Eukaryota; Metazoa; Arthropoda; Insecta; Hymenoptera; Braconidae
Product: odorant receptor Or2-like
Exons: 7
Coding region: 506-1750 (414 amino acids)
Biological process (GO): sensory perception of smell; detection of chemical stimulus involved in sensory perception of smell
Cellular component (GO): plasma membrane
Molecular function (GO): odorant binding; olfactory receptor activity
Source: RefSeq, a predicted model, not a curated record